CACAGGACUCCUCUAAAUGAUGAGGGGAAAUUGCUUAACAUGAACCAAGACGCUACCAUUCAAAUGAGCACCAUCGGCAGAUGAUUUGCUGAGGAUUUUUUCAGAUUAGUGAUGGUGGAAAACGAUGGUUGUAAUUCUUGUUUGACUGCACUUGGGGUUCUGCGAGUUUCCCUCGUUGACAAACUGGAAGGACGGAUUGACUCUCUGCUGGAGAUCUUACUAUGUCGAGAAGUGUUCACUCGUGAUGACCGUGAGGAGGUGUUGUGUCAGUUGGGGUCUCGGGCCAGAGUGAGAAAGGUGUUGGAUAUCCUGACAUGUAAAGGUGAGGAAGCAGCUAAGGUUUUUCUCUCAAUCAGCAGUCAUCAGCAAGAGGCACAGACACACUCCCAUGAAGGCAACACAGAUCAGCCUCAGUCCGUAGAGUAUAACAAAGUCAAACAAAAGCAUAAAGAUGUCCUCACCCGCCGCAGUGAGAGCAUGCUCUUCUACAACACCCGUCACGGAGAGAAAAUUCUUUUUUCCGAACACUAUGUCAAUCUGUUGCUGGCCGACGGACACCAGGGCUUAGAGAUUAAAAGACACGAGGUGCUGACGUUUGGACAGAAGCGGCUAUCUAUGCAGCAGAAGUCAGCGGUGCAAAGGAAAAUCGCACCAGCCGAACUCUUUUCAAAAGCAAAUGGCAACCGUCCAGUCAAGAAGGUGCUGGUGUCGGGGGUGGCCGGCAUCGGAAAAACCAUCCUGGUGCAGAAAAUGCUGUUCGAUUUUGGUGGAAACCGGGACCAUCUCGGAUUUCACUUCAUCGUCCACAUGACCUUCAGAGACCUGAAUCUGAUCGACAAACCGACAAACUUCCGGGAGCUGGUCUUGCGUAAAAACCGGCACCUUGCUAAGGAACUGGACAACAUUUUAGCGAAUGACGACAAACUGCUGAUCAUCUUAGACGGCUUUGAUGAGUUCAGACACUACAGGAGCUGCGAUGUAGACGCAUUUGUGACUCAGCCAGAUGAAGAUGCAGAGGUGGUGGAGGUCUUCGGCAGUCUGAUGCAAGGUGAACUGCUUCCCAACGCUUCUGUCAUGCUCACAAGUCGCCCAGCAGCCAUUAACUACAUCCCCGUGGGCUGUAUCGACCGCUUUGUGCUCAUCGCUGGCUUCUCCUUGACCGAAGUUCAAGACUUCUUUGUCCGUUAUUUCCAGGACAGCACAAUUGCUGAGCGCAUGUUCGAGGUGGUGUCAGCGAAUGAGCUAAUGCUGACACUGUGCUACAUACCUGCAUUUUGCUACAUUGUGUGCUGCAUCCUCAAAGAAAGCGAAGACCUCUGUGGAGAGAGCCCCAAGACCAUGACGGACAUUUAUGUGCAGUACCUGGUGGCCUUGCUUCGCUCUCACACUCAAGCGAGAGCCGAAACCUUUCGCCAAGAGCAAGAAGCAGGGACCGUCCAGCCGCUGUCCGAUAUCGUGCUGAGGCUGGGACGCCUGGCCUUCCAAAAGCUGAUGGAGCAUCAAACUCUCUUCUACGGCAGCGACCGAGACGUUGCAGCGUUAGAGGGAUGCAGCCUUGUUAGUACCUUUCUCGACAAGACAGUGGCACAAGAGCCUGGCUGCACUGAGGAGGUUUACUCCUUUGCGCACCUUACUGUUCAAGAGUUCUUUGCUGCAGUUUAUUGUGCAAUGACGGAUCACCCUUUACCUGAUGCACUUCAGCACAGUGCAGGUCUUGCAGAGGGGUCCAACAACGGACAUUUGGACCUCUUCAACCGCUUCCUUUCUGGAAUCCUCUCUGAACGCAAUGCUAAUCUCCUAUCGAGGCAGGUAGGGCUGUGUUGCCAUAAGGACAAAGUGGACGACUAUCGUCAGAGGAUCAUCGGAGAGCUUACAAUGCACUGUGAAAGCGGGACCCAUAUCCUCAACCAUUUACACUGCCUGUUUGAGCAACAGGACCCGUCUCUGGCCCUCGCUGUGCAACCAGAGAGGCUGCAAGUGAAUGUCAGUGAUGAAACACUUUCUCAAAUGGAUUACAAUGCCAUCAAGUACUUCCUGAACCUCACAAAGGGCCAGAUAGCAGAGCUGGAUUUGACAGGGACAGGAGUAAGCCGUGAGGCACUUAGAGACAUUCAGCACCUGCUGCUCAGAUGUAACAGACUUUGGCUUGGAGAAAACAAAAUCGAUAUAAAAACAGCUCAAGUCAUUGCGGAUGUGCUGCAAGUGUCAGAAAGUAUAACCCACCUCGGUCUUGGAUGGUCAGACAUCGGUGAUGAUGAACUGCUGACUCUUUCUAGUGCCAUUCGGGUGAAAAAAAACCUUCAAGAGCUGUGGUAAGAGUCACGAUAUGCCACAUUAUCAUAUUUUUGGGGAAAUGAAAGUCUUUCCAGAAUUGUGCUUGU
Anarrhichthys ocellatus (wolf-eel) is the source of this 2381-nucleotide messenger RNA. RefSeq names its product NACHT, LRR and PYD domains-containing protein 12-like. Gene Ontology annotation, biological process: regulation of apoptotic process. Gene Ontology annotation, cellular component: cytoplasm. Bases 112 to 2316 code for a protein of 734 amino acids. The record is from RefSeq and is a predicted model, not a curated record. The transcript has 4 exons. Lineage: Eukaryota; Metazoa; Chordata; Actinopteri; Perciformes; Anarhichadidae.